This is a messenger RNA of Aegilops tauschii subsp. strangulata, 573 nucleotides long. RefSeq lists its product as uncharacterized. Gene Ontology annotation, biological process: regulation of DNA-templated transcription. Gene Ontology annotation, molecular function: DNA-binding transcription factor activity; DNA binding. Lineage: Eukaryota; Viridiplantae; Streptophyta; Magnoliopsida; Poales; Poaceae. The record is from RefSeq and is a predicted model, not a curated record.
AUGCCGCCGUGCCGCCGAGGAACUUCGGGCUACCGCGGCGUCCGCAAGCGCCCCUCCGGCGCGUACUACGCCGAGAUCCGGUCCGGUGACGUCCGGCUCGGCCUCGGCACGUUUGAGACAGCGCACGAGGCCGCCCGCGCGUACGACGCGGCGGCGUGGCGCCUAGAGAGGCCUCCGUCGCAGAUGAACUUCCACGACAUCUACACGCGCGAGCAGGCACAGGCCAUCGCCCCUCCUCCUCGUCUUAUCACGGACCUGGAUCGUGCCGAGCACCGUCGGCAGCAGCGUCGCCUCCUCAUCACCGAGCAGGACGAGCGAGCCAUGGCGGAAUGGCGCCGGCGCCACCCGGAGGACGUUGCCAACGAGCGCGCCUUCUGGGCGGAGAGGACGGCAAGGCGCCACGCGGAGCGGGCGGACGGGCGUCGGCGGAAGGCACUAGGCAUAUCGCAGUGCGAUAUCAUUGAAACAGGUGGGAAGUCGAUCUUCACGUCAGACGAUGAACAUUGGGACGACAUAUGGAUCUCUACCUCGGACAACACCACCGAGGGUGAUGAUGAGGAUGACUCGGAGUAG